Colletotrichum godetiae is the source of this 467-nucleotide messenger RNA. RefSeq lists its product as uncharacterized. The record is from RefSeq and is a predicted model, not a curated record. Bases 88 to 381 code for a protein of 97 amino acids. Lineage: Eukaryota; Fungi; Ascomycota; Sordariomycetes; Glomerellales; Glomerellaceae. The transcript has a single exon.
AAAUCACCACCUUUCUUCUUCUUCUUCUUCUUCUUCUUCUUCUUCUUCUAUAUUUUGAGUUUUUUUCUGAUUCCUUUCCUUGGUUGAAUGUUUAGCUGUAUGUCUUGUGAUAGCUUCUUCCACUGGAGCAGUGCGAAGUUUAAGGAUCCCAGAAAGUUUGCCGAAGGCAAGUCUGGCGAUGAGAUGCCUGACGAUCAAAAGCCUGCCGAUGAAAAGCCUGGUGAUGACAAGUCUGGCAGUGGAAAGUCUGUCACUGUCAAUAGCAAGCCUGAGGAUUUCAAGCCUACCUAUGACAACAUGGAGUCUUUCGAGUUCAACCCUUCCGAGGACAAGCCCGCCGAGACCAUGUCCGUCGAUGAGAAGCCUGCCGACACCAAGUAGUCUCUCAGCGUGACUCGGUCUAUCGUCUACAAGUCUUGUGUUUGCAGGAAAGGUAAACUCUUCCUAGACACCUUUUCUUGCUGUGA